Vitis riparia (riverbank grape) is the source of this 1325-nucleotide messenger RNA. Its product is annotated as serine/threonine-protein kinase Aurora-3. Gene Ontology annotation, cellular component: spindle microtubule; spindle midzone; spindle pole centrosome. The record is from RefSeq and is a predicted model, not a curated record. The coding region runs from base 159 to 1004 and encodes 281 amino acids. The transcript is spliced from 6 exons. Gene Ontology annotation, molecular function: protein kinase activity; ATP binding. Gene Ontology annotation, biological process: regulation of cytokinesis; mitotic spindle organization; protein phosphorylation. Lineage: Eukaryota; Viridiplantae; Streptophyta; Magnoliopsida; Vitales; Vitaceae.
AUGAAGCCGUUGGAGGAGUUAGCAACCGGCUGUGCCGGUCAUACCACCCUUAAAUCCCAUAAACUUUCAAAAAAACAGAGGUUCCCUCCCAAAUCUCCAUCUUCGUACCUUCUCUCUGGAUUUGAGUUCCCAUCUUUCGGAUUCUCCCAGGAACAAAAAUGCGUGAAGAAUCCUCUCAAAAACAGCAGAAACAAUGGUCCUUAGACGACUUCGAGAUCGGAAAACCUCUCGGCAGAGGCAAAUUCGGCAGAGUCUAUCUCGCCCGAGAAAUCAAGAGCAAGUAUGUAGUGGCAUUAAAGGUGAUAUUCAAGGCGCAGAUUGAGAAGUACAGGCUUCAUCACCAGCUAAAGAGAGAGAUGGAGAUUCAGACCAGUCUUUGUCACCCAAACGUACUGCGUCUCUAUGGUUGGUUUCAUGAUUCCGAGAGAAUCUUUUUGAUUCUUGAGUACUGUUAUGGGGGAGAGCUCUAUAGGGAGUUAAGGAAGACUGGUUAUCUCACUGAAAAGCAAGCCGCCACGUACAUUGCAAGCCUCACACAAGCAUUAGCAUACUGCCAUGAGAAGCAUGUGAUUCACAGGGAUAUCAAGCCUGAGAAUUUGUUGCUAGAUCACGAGGGUCGACUGAAAAUUGCAGACUUUGGAUGGUCUGUACAAUCAACAAACAAGAGACGAACCAUGUGUGGAACUUUGGACUAUCUUGCACCAGAAAUGGUGGAGAACAAAGCUCAUGACUAUGCAGUUGAUAACUGGACUCUGGGAAUCCUAUGUUAUGAGUUCCUGUAUGGUGUCCCUCCAUUUGAGGCAGAAAGCCAGAGUGAUACAUUUAAAAGGAUAAUGAAGGUUGACCUGAGCUUCCCUUCCAAACCCCAUGUCUCAGCCGAAGCUAAAAAUCUCAUUAGCCGGCUUCUGGUGAAGGAUUCUUCAAAAAGGCUCUCUCUUCAGAAGAUCUUGGAGCAUCCUUGGAUAAUCAAGAAUGCAAAUCCUACGGGUACCUGCAACGAAUAGCAGCAUAGUUUCAUACUACAUCUAACAGUAUAAACAUUUUGGUAAAACAAAGCUUUUUUCAGAUCACUGUAACCUGCAAUCCUCAUUGUAUCCAACAUCUGCACAAAGAUCAAGAGGCAUUGGAUUUGUUAAUUCUGAAAUCCAACCUUUAGUUUAUUGUAUAACUCUACUCUUAGCUGCAACUUCCCUUUUUUCUUCCUUUCUGUUCAUAGAAGGCUGCAACUUUGGAUUGCAUUUAUAAACCUUAAUGGUUAAAACCAUUACUGGGAAGCAUUUUUCCCUCUCCACCCUUCUUUUUAAUCUAAAGUUCUGUGAAAACCA